Molecule: messenger RNA, 2021 nt
Organism: Apodemus sylvaticus (European woodmouse)
Lineage: Eukaryota; Metazoa; Chordata; Mammalia; Rodentia; Muridae
Product: killer cell lectin-like receptor subfamily B member 1F
Exons: 6
Coding region: 154-831 (225 amino acids)
Source: RefSeq, a predicted model, not a curated record
CCAAGUUCAAUAAUUUCAGAGAAACCCUCAGCUGCAAACGUGGGCGGGUGUGGACACAGACAGCAGAGUGUCCACAGCGGACUUCCUUUUGUUAAUUUUGCUUCUCAGAACUUAGAAUUUGUCACUGUUCACAGUUCCCAUCACCUGUCUGCAAUGGACACAUCAAGAGUCUAUGACAACGUAAAGACAUUUAGGUCUCCAGGGUAUGAGCAAGCACCAUUCCCAUCUCUCUCCCCAGAUGCAUGUCGGUGCCCACAUUGGCAUCAUCUGGCUCUGAAACUUGGCUGUACUGUGCUGAUCCUUCUUCUCUUUAGUCUGAUUGGACUCAGUGUGUUAGUGAGAUUCCUAGUGCAAAAACCAUCAAUAGAAAAAUGCAGCACGGCUGCUCAAGAGAACAGGACUGAAUUAACAGGAAGAUCGGCCAUACUAGAGUGUCCGAGAAAUUGGCAUUCACACCGGAACAAAUGCUUAUUUAUUUCUCAAAUUUCCAGACCUUGGGCAGAAGGUCGAGAUGCCUGCUCUAUGAUAGAUGCCACUUUGUUGCUCAUUGAAAAUAAAGAAGAACUGAGAUUCAUACAGAACAUUAUAAGGGGAAAAGAACAGUUAUUUUUUAUUGGACUAAAUUAUGUACAAGAGAAGAAGAUCUGGAAGUGGACAAAUGGCUCUAUUUUAAAUACUGACCAGAACAGUUAUGCUUUGCUCUCCAGACUACGAAUCACUGGCAAGGAUGAAGAAAACAGCUGUGCCAUCGUCUCACACACAGAAGUGUUUUCAGAUUCUUGUUCUUCAGACAACCAUUGGAUCUGCCAAAAGACCCUGAAACAUGUCUGAAACCCUGUGUCCUGUCUCCUGAUUGUGAAUCUCAUCUUGAUUACUUCACUGUCCACAUUACUUUUCUGCACUGAACAUUGUCUGCACUUGGCCCACCCAGUGCAUAGCUAGUGGCACAAAGCAUGGACUCCGAAUCCAGUGUGACUUUUACAGACGCUCAUGUCUAGUUUUUGUGUAAAUGUACACAGACUCAGAUGUGCCAUUCUAGGAGAGGAGCUCUACGGAAGGAAGACCAGGCCAGUAGGGGGCGCUGGAGGCCUUGUGUGGCCCUUGAUGAUCUCUGUGGCUGAGGUCACCUGCAGACAGCAGCAGAAAACUGUAAAGUCUGGAUUUUGACUCCAUCUCCAUUUCAAGCCAUUUCACGUUUGGGCUAUAGAACCUUGAUUAAAGUCUUGCUCUUAACUGACAGCAGAGGUGCAGAGUUAAGGAGCUUGAUAUGGGAAGAGUUUGUAUUGAUCAACCCUUGCAAAUUAGUUAAUAAUGAACUAAUGCUAUGACAAUGAGUAUGACUCUAUGUAUACUGAGCUCUGCACAUAUAAUAUGUCCCACCCUAUGGUGAUGUACCAGCAGAUUCUGGGCAGAUGCUUGCCCAUUGAUGCUGUGCUUCUCAGUAUUCUGAGCUGUGUGAAAGUGGGAUCUCUUCAGUUUUCUAUUACCACUACCACCACCACCACCACCACCACCACCACCACCACCACCACCACAAUAACAACAAGAAGAAGACUUAGACAAGGACUUGUCUCUUCCCACUGUCCACAGGCAUCCCAUUUUAAUUUUCUCAUCACUUCUUUCUUCCACACCUCUCUAUAACUUAUGGCUUAUGUACAAAUUAUAGGAAGUAUGCAGCUAGGUAUUUGAUAAUUGUAGUAGAGAAUAAAUGACAUCUUUUUAAUUUUUAAAUUAGAGAAAUUUAAAAAAUAUGUAUUCUGAUAGAUCUUUUGGAUACCCUCUUCUCUAAAAAACAAAAUAAACAAACAACCAAACCAAAGAACAAAAAAUGAAAAACUUUGCUAAAUUUUCUAUUGUAACCAAAAUAAAAAGUACUGAAUUUGUUAUAUAAAGAGAUAUAAUGAAAUUUCUCUUAGAAUAGACUUCUACAGACCUUCAUCAUUCAAUGUGAAGUUUAAUAAAAUUGAAGUAUAUGCUGGUAUCCAAGUAAAAUCUCUAUUAAACAUAAUUCUAAAUUAGAA